Rosa chinensis is the source of this 897-nucleotide messenger RNA. RefSeq names its product cysteine-rich repeat secretory protein 38. NCBI's taxonomy places the organism in Eukaryota, Viridiplantae, Streptophyta, Magnoliopsida, Rosales, Rosaceae. The record is from RefSeq and is a predicted model, not a curated record. Bases 1 to 897 code for a protein of 298 amino acids. The transcript has a single exon.
AUGAAUUCUUCAACAUCGUUGCUUUUCAUUUUUGCCACUAUUAUCGUUGCUCUGGCCAUAGUUGACGCUCAAUGCACUUCCACAGCUGAAUACUGCUGGAGUUGUAGUAAUUCUACUACUAAUGCCAACACCACCUACAAACAAAACCUCAACACACUUCUAGCCUCUUUGUCUUCCAACAACCAAACCGACUACGGGUUCCUCAAUUUGUCUCUGGGAACUGGCACCAACAAAGUGAAUGUAAUUGCAUUCUGUAGAGGAGACCUUGCCCAAGACCAGUGUCGUAGUUGUUACGGUGAAGCUAACAUCAUUCUCUCGCAAAAGUGCUCUAAUCAUUACCAAGCAAUCAUAUGGGCCCUGGGUUGCACUGUUCGAUACUCGAUAAUCAUCACCAUGUUUGGAAUCGAAGAAGACAAGCCCGUUCGGUUGUUAGCGAGCCCUAACAGUGCGUCAAACCCUGAAUAUUUCAAGCUGGUGCUUAAUCCCUUGUUGGAAACUUUGACCCAAAAUGCAUCAUCAGGGGAUUCGAUGAAGAAAUUUGCAGCAGGACAUGCGUUUGUCCCUGCAGGAAGUGAAACAAAUCAAACCAUAUUUGCAACUACUCAGUGCAGUCCUGAUCUGGACGAGCAAAACUGCAGUGAGUGCCUUGAAGAUUCUAUUAAGGAUAUUCCUACAUGUUGUGAAGGAACGAAUGGAGGGAGGGUUCUUAAACCUAGCUGUACUUUGAGGUAUGAAAAAGGAAUUUUCUACGAUCCUUCAGCUGAUUCGCUAAUAAAUAUUUCUAUAGCCACUCCGCCCCCUACAGCCACUCCAUCACCUACAGCAACAAAAGGUAUUGGUGAUUUUUCCUUUGCUAAUUUACUUUUUCGAACAUCCAAAAAUGACACACAAUUCUAG